CCUCAGGCUGGGCUAGGGGAGGAUUAGGGUGGACAUCACCAAGAAUUUCCCCAUGGCAAGGGUGCUCAGGCCUUGGCAGGGGCUGCCCAGGGAGGUUUGUAGCGUCCAUCCCUGGAGGUGUCCGUGGAAGGAGCAGAGGUGGCGCUCAGCGCUCUGGGCCGGUGGCAAGGUGGGCAUCGGGCACAGCUGGAACUCGGUGAUCUCUGAGGUCCUUUCCAGCCUCAGUGACUCUGGGAUUCUGUGGGCAGUGGGACUCGUGCCUCUCCUGUAUCAGACACAGGGUUCCCUCCCCGGAGCAGGAUGCUGGGCUCUUGCUGAAGCCUCCCCGGAGCAGCGGGGCUGAGUGCGCCGUGAUUCCCCCCGGCUUCAGCAGCGCUGCCAACGUGCCGCCGUUGAUGAUUGCAUUCCUGCGCUCUCGGGCAGUCACUUCUUCAUUCCAGGAAAUUUGUCACGGAGCGAAAUUUAAUACCGGGCUCUGCGAAUCUCAUCAUGUGAAAAGUGACAAGGUGGCAGUGAAAGUAAUUGACAAGAAAAGAGCCAAGAAGGACACCUAUGUCACCAAGAACCUGCGGCGGGAGGGGCAGAUCCAGCAAAUGAUCCGCCACCCCAACAUUGCCCAGCUGCUGGAUAUACUGGAAACUGAGAACAGCUACUACCUGGUCAUGGAGCUGUGCCCUGGAGGCAACUUGAUGCACAAGAUCUACGAGAAGAAAAGGCUGGAGGAGCACGAAGCCCGCAAGUACAUCCGGCAGCUCAUCCUGGCAGUGGAGCACCUUCACCGGGCAGGAGUGGUGCACAGAGACUUGAAGAUAGAAAAUCUGUUGCUAGAUGAAGACAACAAUAUCAAGCUUAUUGACUUUGGAUUGAGCAACUGUGCAGGAAUCUUGGGUUAUUCUGAUCCCUUCAGCACCCAGUGUGGGAGCCCAGCAUAUGCAGCCCCUGAACUUCUGGCGAGGAAGAAAUACGGGCCCAAAAUAGACGUUUGGUCCAUUGGGGUGAACAUGUAUGCCAUGCUGACUGGAACGUUACCCUUCACUGUGGAGCCGUUCAGCUUGAGAGCCUUGUACCAAAAGAUGGUGGACAAAGAAAUGAACCCCUUUCCCACUCAGCUCUCCUCAGCGGCCAUAAACUUCCUGCGCUCUCUGCUGGAGCCAGACCCUGCAAAGAGACCCAACAUCCAGCAGGCCCUGGCAAACCGAUGGCUCAACGAGAACUACCCCGGGAGAGCACCACCCAACGUCACCUACCCAAACAGGAUUCACCUGGAGGACCUGAGCCAGAGCGUCCUGCUGCACAUGACUGAGAAGCUGGGCUACAAGAACAGCGAUGUCAUCAACACCGUGCUCUCCAACAGGGCCAGCCACACGCUGGCCAUCUACUUCCUGCUCAACAAGAAGCUGGAGCGCUACCUGGCCAGCCUCAGGAAGGCUGAAGGCCAGGACGGUAUUUGCCACAAGAACCAGCUCUACCAGACAGACAAAUACAAGGCAAAUAAAGACUCCUACGAGGACAAAAAACUCAAAGAGCAAGAAAAGAAAGGGGAGAUUCUUCACCGUCAGCUCCCAAAGAAAACUGAGAAAAGUCCAGUUUCAUAUAGACAGCCUUCUUCCUGUCUUAUCUCACAGAUCCAGAACACCAAGGCUCUGCUGAAGGACCGGAAAGUCUCCAAGGCUGGGGGUCCGGACAAAGACUCCGGCGGUGGCGUGAGCCCUUUCCACGAGCCCCUGGCACCCAAGACGGGCUGUGUCACUUCCAGCUCCCUGGAAUACCUGGAGGUCCAGCAGCCGCCCCCCAGGACGCCCCGGCUCCUCAAGAGGCAGGAGUCUCCCCAGCCGGAGCCGUCCCGGAUCGGCAGCCGGGCCAAGGACUCCCCUCUCAUCCUGAAUAUUGUGCACUCCUUCGAGUCAGUUGACAGAGAGGACCAGAUAGACCAGGUUUCCCCCUCUCACCAGUACAGGAUUUUAGGCUCGCCAAUGAAUUUCCCUUACAAAAGCUCGAGUGAAAGGACACUGUCCCCGCUCUUUCCCCCAGGGAGCACGUCCCCCGUCCACCCCACCCAGGUCUCUUUCACGUACGAAGAGAAGGCGUACCAGGCAAAGGAAGAAGCGGUGUCCCCUACUCAGCUGGUGCCCAGCAAUUCCCUGGGCAGCCCAAACUGUGUGAAAAGCAGGGGCAGGUUCCCCAUGAUGGGGAUCGGACAGAUGCUGCGGAAGAGGAACCAGACCAUGCAGUCGGCGGGCGAGAAGCCCCUGGAAGCCAGGAUGCCUCAGCUGCAGCAGAUGAGCCCCACACAGAUUUCCUUCAACACAGAGGCUGUCAGUGGCCAGUGUUAGUCUGACAUCCUGGGAUUUGACCUGCUCUUCUCUGGGAUCCAACCUUUUUCUCCUUUAAGCUAGAAGAGAAAGCCACGGGCACGUUGCUGUCACUGCGGGGUGCCCCGCAGCGGUGCAGCACAGGAAAUCGGAGGUUUGCUUGCAAGGAAGGCAUUGUCCUGCAUAUUAAAGCUGAAAGAAAAGGGCUCUGCUUGUGCUGUUAAGAAAUAUUCGCAUUUGGCAUCUGACUGUACAGUAAAACAUCCUGCAAGAGCUGCGUGUGAAUCUGUAUUUUCACUGCUCUCACCUGCUGUGGCAGCGGGGUUGGUCGGGAGCACCGAGGGUUUGGUUCCUCCGGGAAAUCUGUGGUGCCACGGCUGCCGGGCCAGGAUCUGUGGUGAGACUGUCCCUGCUGCAGGCAUUGUCCCUGGGGCAGGCAAGGGGGAAAACCCCGGAUACUCUGUCCAGUGUGAGCUUGCUGACAAGCCCUGCCGAGAAGAUGAAGGCGGUGGAAGCUUGAAUAAAGACACGAGUGGUCUAAUUCAGAAAAAGUGGGAAUAUUGGAAUUCCAAGCAGAUUUUACUGUUAAUUACAUAAAGUAGGUAAUAACGCAACCUUUUUUUUUUUUUUUUUUUUUUUUAAAUAAAGAAAACUGUGGUUUAAUCAUGUCACAAGAAACAUGAUUAUUUAAAAAGAAGUGUCAUCGUGUGGAAAUUCACUGCAUUAAAGGCCAGUUCCAUUCAUAUGAGGGGUCUGCAAGCAGGUGCUUCAAACAGAAAUCCAGAUUGCAACAGGCCGUGUUUAAACAAUCAGCCAGCUCCUGCAUUAGCCCCUGUUACAUCAAGGCAGCAUUGGACACACCUGAAGGCUUCUCUGAGCGUGCAGUGAAUUAAACAGACUAGCAAAGGACACAUGAACCUGUACCAAGUCCGUUUUAUACUCCGAGAUUGGUAAUGUAGUGGUUACCAAAAAUUGGGUAUUGUUACGAGCAGUGAAGAUUAACUUUCUUAAAAGACACCGUGUUCUGUAUACCAGUCUUUUUUUUCUAAGUAAAUGAUACAUCUGAGAGCUUGGCAACA
Hirundo rustica (Barn swallow) is the source of this 3391-nucleotide messenger RNA. RefSeq names its product hormonally up-regulated Neu-associated kinase (gene HUNK). The transcript has 10 exons. Lineage: Eukaryota; Metazoa; Chordata; Aves; Passeriformes; Hirundinidae. Gene Ontology annotation, molecular function: ATP binding; protein serine/threonine kinase activity. Gene Ontology annotation, cellular component: cytoplasm. Bases 396 to 2333 code for a protein of 645 amino acids. Gene Ontology annotation, biological process: protein phosphorylation; intracellular signal transduction. The record is from RefSeq and is a predicted model, not a curated record.